Arachis stenosperma is the source of this 639-nucleotide messenger RNA. Its product is annotated as 60S acidic ribosomal protein P2-2-like. Lineage: Eukaryota; Viridiplantae; Streptophyta; Magnoliopsida; Fabales; Fabaceae. The record is from RefSeq and is a predicted model, not a curated record. Gene Ontology annotation, cellular component: cytosolic large ribosomal subunit; ribosome. The transcript is spliced from 4 exons. Gene Ontology annotation, molecular function: structural constituent of ribosome. Bases 119 to 472 code for a protein of 117 amino acids. Gene Ontology annotation, biological process: cytoplasmic translational elongation.
GUGCAACUACCAAAACCUAUUGCUACGUAGAGUGACGUAAGAGAAACUGGAACAGAAUCUGUGUUACAUUGAGUUUCAAGUUUGAACUCGCCAUUAGAAUCUUCGCCAUCGCAGGAAAAUGAAGGUGAUCGCUGCAUAUUUGCUUGCUGUUCUUGGAGGCAACAAAAACCCUUCUGCUAAAGACAUCAAGGGCAUCCUUGGCUCUGUUGGAGCAGAAGCAGAGGAUAAUAUGAUUGAACUGUUGAUGUCUCAGCUGAAAGGGAAGGAUAUAACUGAGGUUAUUGCUGCCGGCAGGGAACAGUUAGCCUCUGUGCCUUCCGGUGGUGGUGGUGGUGUCGCUGUUGCCGCUGCUCCUGCCGGAGGAGGAGGUGCUGCUGCUGCUGCUCCGGCAGCUGCUCCAGCUAAGAAAGAAGAAAAGGUGGAGGAAAAAGAGGAAUCCGAUGAUGAUAUGGGUUUCAGUCUCUUCGAUUAAUGGCAUUUUUCCAGAACAUACUCUCAAUUUACUCUAGAGCUGCUGCUUAGUUUAUCAUAAUUCUAUUCUAAAUAAGUAAUGUAGAUUGUAGUGCCUAUUAAUUCCAAUCUUGUCUUAAUUUAGUUUCUUCAUGCUAUGGAAUUACGUUUUGAUCAUUGAGAAAGGAA